This is a messenger RNA of Gymnodraco acuticeps, 3619 nucleotides long. It is a transcript of the gene znf653, whose product is annotated as zinc finger protein 653. The coding region runs from base 201 to 2117 and encodes 638 amino acids. Gene Ontology annotation, molecular function: transcription coregulator activity. Gene Ontology annotation, cellular component: nucleus. Gene Ontology annotation, biological process: regulation of transcription by RNA polymerase II. Lineage: Eukaryota; Metazoa; Chordata; Actinopteri; Perciformes; Bathydraconidae. The record is from RefSeq and is a predicted model, not a curated record. The transcript has 10 exons.
UAAGCCAAUUUACAAAGAUAGGUCUUUAAUUUACUUUUAAAAAUUCCAAUUGAGGUUGCUGUUCUAAGAUCAAAUGGGAGCCGUUUGGGGCCAUAAAAACAGAAAGCAGCCUCCCCGGUUUUCUCAUGGUAAGGGUUUCCGGUUAAAUCUGACAACAACCGGGACACCGUAGAAUCAUAACAUCAGCUGCUGUGGCCAAGAUGGCGCGUAAUCCAGUGGAGUUGGAGGUUGCUCUGGACUCGGAUCCGGCCGGGGAUCAGGAGGAUAACGAGGUUUUGAGACGAUGCAGAGGAAGACCCAGACUCACGGACUCAGACCGGGCUCAGAGGCGCCUGGAGUCCCGGAAGAAGUACGAUAUCCGGCGGGUUUACCUGGGAGAGUCGCACAAGCUGUGGAGCGAAGUGAGGAGGAGAACCAGCCUGAGUGAUGCUGGGCUGGCAGAGUAUCUGAUCCUGCUCAACAACACUUAUGGAGAGAAGUACCAGCAGGAGUACUGCGGGAAGAAGAUUGCUCCAGAAGUCUCAAUAAAACAGAAAAAAGGCAGGAAGGACCGGGUGUCCAGCCUCCAGAGCCUGGUCAGCUGGUACCAGGAUCACUGCCGCUCCUGCCCUCACGAGCCCCAGCUCAGAGCCCUGGAGCCUCAGAUCAACUUCUCCACCGCCGCUAUCUGGCAGUGCGACUCCAACCACUCCUUUGUGCAAUACCUGUUCUCCCCACCGAGGGAGGCCAGUGACUCUGAACCUGAGGAGGAGGGAGUGAUGGAAGAGGAGGAGGAGGAAGAGAGGGCGGAAAAAACAGACGUGGUGGUGGCUAAAGAAGCUGUGAGCAGGAAGAUAAGAAAAGACGCUCACAAACAGUUUAAAGAUGUGAGAGAAAAUGUUUCUGAAGGACAACAGACACCCAUGAGCCCGAGAGAAGAGGCUGCAUCUGUAGACCAGCAGCCCAGAGAAGAGGCCUGCUGUGGGGAUGUUCCACUAACAGGACAGCCUGUGUGGGAGAUGGAGAUGGAGCAACAUCCAGGCUCCCCUGCUGAAGAGUUUCCAUCGGACGAGGAGGCCGAGGAUCUGAUGCAAGACGGAGAAGAAGAAGAAGACAUUAGGACGGUGCCUCACGGAUACGAGUGUGUAGAAGUGACGCAGUCUUUAAUGGAUAAACUGGAAAAGACGAGAGAAGACUCGUUGCUGUCUCAGAGCGGUUCAGUUGGAUCGGAGCUUUCUGUCCCGUCGAACAUCCCGGAGCAGAGCGAGAUGUUCGACCCUCACUCUCUGCAGACGGUGGUGAGCAGCUGUGAGAUCCCCGACCAGACGAACACUUUGGGAGGACCGCAGUUAAUCAUCAUCACCGGCCCCAGCUACGAGGCCCUGGCUUCAGAGGGCAUACAGCUGAAUAUGGGCGGAGGAAACGUGGAGGAGGUCACCUGCACCGUCAUCGGGGGGGUCAGCUACAACCAGGUGUGCUCGUCGGACUCAAAUCUCAGGGAGGAGGAGGAGGAAGAGGAGGAGGAGGAAGACUCCAUGACAGGUUUGAGUAACAAACAGCUGCUGCAGCCCGCUGAGGACUCUCUGGAUCUGAGCGGUGACCGAGAGCUGCAGCGGAGUCUGAGCAGCGUCAGGUCAAAGAGAAACAGGCGAGGCCCGGUCAUCGAGGCGGACGGGAUGCUGAAGAUGUUCCACUGUCCGUACGAAGGCUGCAGUCAAGUCUACGUAGCUAUCAGCAGCUUUCAGAAUCACGUGAACCUAGUCCACAGGAAAGGGAGGACCAAGGUUUGUCCUCAUCCAGGCUGCGGGAAAAAGUUUUACCUAUCGAAUCACCUGCAUCGACACAUGAUUAUCCACUCAGGAGUCAGAGAUUUUAUCUGCGAGACGUGCGGGAAAUCGUUUAAGCGUAAGAAUCACCUGGAGGUCCACAGGAGGACUCACACAGGAGAAACACCGCUACAAUGUGAAAUCUGUGGGUACCAGUGUCGUCAGCGAGCGUCUCUGAACUGGCACAUGAAGAAGCACACUUCAGAGGCUCACUACAACUUCACCUGCGAGUUCUGCGAGAAGAGGUUCGAGAAACUGGACAGUGUUAAAUUUCACAAACUAAAGAGCCACCCAGACAAACUGGCAACGUGAAGUGUUCAGAAACCUGAUGAUGGGACUUAAAAAUGUACAGAACGGCCGUCAAAAACCAAAGGAAGACUUCCAGGAAAGAGACUUUGCUUUGCUGGGUUUGUCUGGCCUCUCAUGUUCAGGAUAAUAUGAGUAUCCACUGUAAAACACACAAGAAGUGGAUAAAGUGGGCCUAACAGCUGUGCAGGACACAAGCUAAUUCAGAGUAGGCCUAUAGGGCCAAAACAGGGGUUCUGAACAUGUUUCGUACAUUAACAGCUCAAUCAUACUUUUAAAAUCAUUUUAUAAACCAUUACAAGACAAAAAUCAAGAGUACAAAUGUAAUAAAUGGCUGAUACAGGGUGUUUGAGGGCUCAGACAUCAGCUUCCAACUUUAGCAUGGUCAGCUAACUAGCUUACUACCUGAAAUAGUAAUCCAUUGUUACUUCUAAUAGCAGCUGUAUCUACUAUUAUUGUAAGUUGUUGUUAAAAAAAAAAUAGCCUGUUCACAGCUAGCACAUCCACAGUGCAGUAUUUCCCCACUGUGUGGGAGUCAGUCCAAGAUGCUACUGUAGCUAGACUAACGUUAGCUCCUUGACCUUGGUUCUUCUUGGUAGCUAACUUGUUAUGCCUGAAAGAGUUUUGUUAACUAAAUACAUUGGCUACUUCUCAUCCUAAAAGCCUUUUAUUUCAAUGGUCAAAGUAAAAUUUAAGAAAUAUUAGCUUAGCAGCUAACGCUUAAUAAUCAAUGUUCAACAAUAAUUAAAAUACUAGGACUUAAGAAUAGAAAAAUGCUGUUUCUUUAUUUUCUAUGUAAUAUUGCUAAAUAUUAUACUUUAACUGGUUUCUUAUUUUCAUAACGAGUCAGUUUAAAACAUGAAAUAGUCGAUUGAAGAUGGUGUUUCUUUAUCUAGCGGAUGUCGCUAACGUUAGCCUGAUUAGCUAACUAGCUAGCUAGCUAUAUCUGAUCAAAUCUUUCAGUGACAGCAAUAAUUUCCGCCGGUUUAAUUUUCUGUUGAUGGCUAGAAGUGGCUAGAAGUGGGAAUCAUCCUUUCUUUUACCUCUGAACGAAAUAUAGGCCUACAGGCCAUUGUUUUGAAAAAUGACAAUGAGUUGGGAUUUGGAUAUCAUUUUAUAUUUAUUAAUAAAAAAAUUGAAAUAUUUUUUGAAAGUGCUCUGAUUUGAAGAUUAAUACCUCCAAGAAAGAUUAUUGAUAACAUUUCAGUUGAAUGGAUUUUUUUUUUUAAUAUUCUUGAAAUUAAGGCUGUGAAAUUAAAUUAAUGAGGUUUGAGUGUUGCACUAGCUACUCGUACUGACAUGUGUAGGAUCUUCCAUUUUGGUCAAAAAUGUUGUUUUGUGAGCUAAAGGCAAAUACUUUGCCUUACAUUUUCCCUCUCAAUCUGUUUUCAUUGUCCCAUUGACAGUUCCUCAGGAAAACUCACCUCAGUCCUCUUUUGUCCUGCCUGUACUUUAGUUUCCAAAGCACUUUUUGUUAACUGAUGAAUCACUAAAAUGUGCCAAUAUGA